AAACCUAAAACAAAUGGCAUCUGCUGGACGUCUCAUAGGCCCACCCGCCGCCAUAGCCCCCCAAAUCAACACAUGCAAACCACCGACCUGCGACGAUGCCAACAAAAACCACGCCGGAAGACCGCCGAUGGGUCUCACGGAAAACCUCUCCCCGACGUUUUUGUCCACCGGAAACCCCUGCCUGGACUUCUUCUUCCACGUGGUGCCCGAUACCCCUGCGGAGGAUCUGAUCGGACGGCUCCAACUGGCGUGGGUCCACGAUGCCCUGACCACCCUGAAACUUAUCUUCAAUCUGAGGGGUGUGAGAGGCACCGGAAAGUCUGAUAAAGAAGGGUUCUACACUUCCGCUCUUUGGCUCCACAAAGCCCACCCCAAAACCCUGGCUCUCAACAUCAGGGCUCUCGCAGAUUUUGGGUACCUGAAGGACUUGCCCGAGAUUCUCUAUCGUCUCCUCGAAGGACCCGAGGUCCGCAAACUCGCAAAGCAAGCCUGGAAGGAAAGGAAGGGAAGGAGAAUAACGAAAAGAUUACCACAGAACAGGAAGGUGAAUUCCAGGAAAUUUAAGAGAGGAAGUGAAGGAAACAGUGGGGUUGUUUCGAAGUCCGAGCGGUGUAUAUUGGUGGAGAGGAGUGGGGUAGGUGAUAAGGAGAAGGACAGGGCUUCGAAGGCUGCAAAGGCUUUGGAUAGGUAUAACAACGACUCUGAUUACCGGUUCCUUUUCGAUUGCGUUUGCGAUGUGUUUGCAGAGCUUUUGAAAUUGGACUUGGCGUUUUGGGGUAGUGGGGAGGUUCGUAAGAUUAGUCUUGCGGGGAAAUGGUGCCCGACGAUCGAUUCAUCGUACGACAAGUCGUUGUUGAUCUGCGAAGGGAUUGCGAGGCGGGUGUUCCCGCGAGAGUGUGAGAAAGAGUACGAGGAAAUCGAGGAGGCGCAUUAUGUGUACAGGGUUAGAGAUAGAUUGAGGAAACAAGUUCUUGGUCCGUUGCAUAAGGCAUUGGAGUUGCCCGAGGUCUACAUGAGCGCCAAUGAGUGGAACGCGUUGCCGUAUAACAGGGUUGCUUCGGUGGCCAUGAAGACUUACAAGGGGCUGUUUACGAAGCACGAUGCGGAGAGGUUUGGGGAAUAUCUUGAGAAGGUGAAGAGUGGGAAGGCGAAGAUUGCCGCUGGGGCAUUGCUUCCACACGAGAUUAUCGAGUCGCUGAAUGAUGAGGAUGGUGGUAAGGUGGCGGAGCUUCAGUGGGAAAGAAUGGUGGGUGAUGUUGCCAAGAAAGGGAGGCUCAAGAAUUGCAUUGCGGUUUGUGAUGUUUCCGGGAGUAUGAUGGGGACUCCGAUGGACGUGUGCGUGGCGCUGGGGCUUUUAGUUUCGGAGCUCAGUGAAGAGCCUUGGAAGGGGAAAGUGAUCACGUUUAGUUCGCAUCCUGAGAUUCACUUGAUUCAGGGGGAUACUCUUCUGGAAAAGACUCAAUUCAUAAGGAGGAUGGAUUGGGGUGGUAAUACAGACUUCCAGAAAGUUUUUGACCAAAUCUUGAAAGUCGCGGUUGAGGGCAAGCUGACAGAAGACCAACUGAUCAAGAGGGUAGUUGUUUUCAGUGAUAUGGAAUUUGAUCAGGCGUCUAGGCAUUAUUAUGGUUCGAAUCCAUGGGAAACAGAUUAUGAAAUUAUACAGAGGAAGUUCCAGGAGAGAGGAUACAACAAGGUGCCGGAAAUUGUGUUUUGGAACCUUAGGCACUCGUCGUCGACUCCAGUGGUUGCAAGGCAGAGUGGGGUGGCGCUUGUGAGUGGGUUUUCGAAGAAUUUGUUGACUGUGUUCUUGGAGGAAGGUGGUAUCGUAAACCCUGAGGCUGUGAUGGGAUUAGCUAUCUCUGGCGAAGAGUACCAGAAACUUGUUGUGUAUGAUUGAUAUGUCAUCAAUGUCACAGGAACCUACCUCAUGAAUGAUAUUUUGUGAAAGUUUCAUGUUGCUUCGAUCUUUACUCCUUUUUGAAUU
Messenger RNA from Alnus glutinosa, 1984 nucleotides. RefSeq lists its product as uncharacterized. NCBI's taxonomy places the organism in Eukaryota, Viridiplantae, Streptophyta, Magnoliopsida, Fagales, Betulaceae. The transcript has a single exon. The coding region runs from base 14 to 1897 and encodes 627 amino acids. The record is from RefSeq and is a predicted model, not a curated record.